GGCGAGAACAGCCCCGGCUGCUGCUGCGGCUGCCACUCGAGUUAUUUCUUCUGGGCUCAGCGGCAGCCUGCAGAGCUCUGCAAAGGGGAGUGGUUUCUUCGCUCCCUCCCUCCCAAGGGGGCGGGGGAGUCCUGCCCCAGCCCCAGCGAUGGGGGCAGGACCAGCCCGGGGCCGGUUUAAUUGAAAGCAAACCGCGGAGACUCCACGCGAGGCGAGAGCGCUGGCAGAAUGCCCCGGGCUGGCGCCCCCGCUCCCAGCUGUCAGUGAAGGAGCGAAGCUUCCCGCGGCCGGGAUGUUCAGCUGGCACAAGAGCUUCACCCUGGGAGCUCCCUGGAGACAAGCAGGCAAGAAGAACCCACCAUCCAAGGGCAAGGUAGUGCUGACCAACAUGAAGAUACUGAGCAAUGAAGAGAGUCAAACCCAGGGGUUGACAGGAGAGCCACCUGCAGCCAUGGACUUUGCAGCGGAAUCCAGGCUUCCCAAAGUCGACAUCCCAUUAGAAUGCCAGGGAAAUCUGGGCACAAGAGACAUCUCUUCAAAACCAGACUAUGUGGCCACCCUGUCUGACCUCAGCACCUUAGAGUCCAAGUGCCAGCUUCACAGAUUCUCCAAAUUUGAAUCAGAGGAUUCUGGGGUUGAAUUGCCAAGUGGAGCCAAUUCUCCAUCUACACCAACAGGCUCCGAGAAGAGCUUUGUGCUUCACACCAGAGACUCGUCUUGUGACUCCGGAGUGCUCAGCAUCUCUUCUUCUCCGGGAAUUGACCAUGUCAUAAUGAGAAAGUGUAAAGACAUCAGAGAAACCAGCCAGUGUGCUUCAGACAGUGAAAAGCAAGUUGAAUAUUACAGCCAGGCAGCAGAUGUGGUGCAGAUCCCUACAGCUUCCCUGGAAGAUUUCAGUGACUGUCAGGAGGGAGAAAGUCCUAAUAAACUUUUUGGCCAAAGUGAAGGACAAUAUUUGGAAGAGAAACCCAGGAAAGAGAUAGACCUUUCCAUUAAAGACACUCCUCCAGCUGCUGCCCACAUAGAAGAGCAAAGGCCAAUCAGCAACCGUUACAAAGAGACCUUUGGGAGGAUGCAAGAACUUCAGCUCCAUGGACAUCAGCUCAAAAAAUAUCCCACAAGCGACAGCCUGGAUGAGUACAUGGAUGAGUGCUGUCGAUUAAGUGAGGUGAACCAAGGGAACACCAAGGCUCUUGGCUCUGGCCUGGGGUAUCUGGAACACAUCUGUCAGCUGAUAGAGAAAAUCGGGCAGCUGCAGGAGCACAAUCUGCGACUCCAAAAGCAAGUGUGCAGUUUGCAGAAGGAGCAGAAGAUGAGCCAGAUAAAGGAGGAGUAUUUUCUGCAGCACUGUUCCUGUGGAGCUGCCAGCAUCUUGCUCAACUCGUACCAGGAGGUGAAGACAUUUUUUACUGGGAGGAGCAGACCACACAGUCUCUUGGUUCAGAGUGGAAACCAGUCCGACCUUUCAAUCAUCCCAGAAAGAGGAAGUGACACACACCUGGAAUCAGGAGAUAGACAGCUGGUGCUGGGGCUCAGGAAGACCUGGAGUAAAAGGAGCAAUGAGGAGAAUGACCUCAGAGAUGCCUAUAAUCUGACUGAUGGCCGAGCUUUCCUGCUAAAGGACCCAACUACGAAAAAGAGGGCUGACCUCGGUAAGAGUAUCCCAGAUGAAAGCCACGCUUGGGGCAGAAUGAGGGAUCUCAUGAAGAAGACCAGGCUGAGGAACCAGAGCAAGUUGGGACUGUCAUCGGCAGCUCUGAAGAGGUCCUGCCCACAGCUCUACAGGCCAGAGGUUAAGACUUCGGAUCGAAGGAAGAUGGAGAGGAACUCCAUGAUUGUUCUGGGGCAAAGCACAAAGAAUGAAAACAUCUGGCCUUUCUGAGCAUCUGAAUCCAAUGGACCAAGGUCUGUGAUGGAAAAGCAAUUGACUGUAAGGGAGAAGAGUGCCUCCCUUUCUGUUCUCCCCCAUGAGCUGCUACAUUCCACGGCCUACAUUCUUGUUUCAGAGGUAAAUGAACUGGGGCGCUGCUGGACAUGAAAUUGAAAACCACGAGGCUACAUUGCGCAGACCAAGCUCUACAGCAGGAUCAGCAUCAAGGCAGCAGGGAGGGAGGAGAGAUAAAAGAAAGAUUUGCUGAAGGGCAGGGUGCUCAGCUGUACUAGAGUUUACUCUUGACAUGAAUGUAAAAGUGAACUUAAAACAAUGCUAUAUACCGGGAAUAUAGUUACCAUCUCAGCAAUAAUAACCAAGCAGAUUUGAUACAAUUUCAUAAACAAGCUACCUUAAGUCCUCCUGCUUGUGAAGUAUUAUUGAUCUCCUGGGCUUUAUUCAGCAGAAAGAGGCUAAACCCUCAUAGAACACCAGUACUUUAAGGAAAAACAAAGAUUGGGAGACUACAUGUAGUAGACACUGCUGGGUGUGGGCAGCAGUGCAAGACUUAAGGGAUUUUUUUAUAUCUCCACGUGUGGGUAUUACUAACAAGUCUGCACAUUUUAAAGGUCUCCACCCAGCAGUGAUUGGCUGGGGAGUUUUACUGAGGUCCCAUGCAAUGUCCAGCUCAAUCAAAGCCACCAGCCAAGAUUUUCUAAAGCUGGAUUUGUAAGUGCAAGGUUAGGUGCCAGUCUUGUGCGUGUGACCCCCUUUGCCAGUCUGGAGCUUCACUGACCUCAAUAGAUCCAGGGCCGGCUCCAGGCACCAGCCCACCAAGCAUGUGCUUGGGGCGGCACCUGGAGGGGGGCGGCGCGGCGUGGCGCGGCACUCCAGCCCGAGAUCGGGGCUGUGACUGGACUCGCCGCCCUCCCCGCGGCGCUUCGGCCGCCGGGGAGAGCAGAGCCGCAGCGGGCUCGCCACCCUCCCCCGGCGCUCUGGCCGGUCGG
Chrysemys picta bellii (western painted turtle) is the source of this 2877-nucleotide messenger RNA. RefSeq lists its product as uncharacterized. The record is from RefSeq and is a predicted model, not a curated record. Lineage: Eukaryota; Metazoa; Chordata; Testudines; Emydidae.